AUGGUGUACCCUUCAGCCAGCGGCGACUACGAAGCUUCUGUUGUUACCACUGCCAAGCCUGCCGGUCGCAAGCUAUUGUUCCUGGGCCUAGGCCUGGUGGUAGUCGUCGCAGCGCCAACUCCAGCUCCGACGCGUCAAGUGUUUAGCUUUGGCAAGAUUCAAGACGGCAGUACUCGCUCUAAAGACGAAGAGACAAACCCAUUGACGUACGAUGGCCAAGGGUGCUACCUCCCCAACUACAUCUCAAAGAAGGGGAAAAUUUACAUUGUCACCAACACCAACCAAGAGAUUCCGAUUGCGAUCAAAGGGAUCAACUGGUUUGGUAUGGAGACGGAGAAUGCCAUUCCAUUUGGCUUGUGGACCAACGACCAGAACGGCACAACCUUGUUCGAGCUCGCGUCGUUCCUAAGCCGCAACCAGUUCAACAGCGUCCGGCUACCACUUACAGUAUCGUCCAUCUUGAACAACACAGCUCCUAACAGAGGUCUCAUCCACGAAUAUGCCAACGCUGCGCUGGACCUGACCAACUACACGAGCACUAUCGGUGGGGUGGUGGAAGCGCUGGGCUACCGCAGCAUUUCCGUGCUACUGGACAUCCACAACCUGGACAUUUACACCAAGGGCGACGCUUGGUUUGGCAACAUGACUACAGAAGCCGACGUGCUGAAUGCGGUGGACGUGCUCACGACUUCGUUCUGCAACGACAAGUACUGGAACAUCAUUGGCAUCGACUUGAAAAACGAGCCGUUCAACAUCACUUGGGGAGACAAUGGACCCAAGGACUUUCGGGUUGGAGCCGCCACGAUGGCCCAUCGAAUGCUGGUCAAGUGCCCGCAAUGGUUGGCGUUCAUCGAAGGCAACGCGUUGAAACAAAACGGCACGUAUACUGGCCAGAAGAGUUGGUUCUUUGACUGGUGGGGCGGCGGGUUGCGCGAUGUGGGAACCGACCCAUUGACUUUGAACACCGCCCACAAGGUUGUGUACGCGCCGCACUACUACUCGCCGUCAGUGUACCCUCAAGCCUACCUCGUGCAAGGCGGAAAGCGCGAGGGAGAUAUCUUGACUGGCUACAGGGAAUGGGACGAUGCGACGCUGGAGCAAAUCGUAGCCGACUCGUCCGAAGACAUGUUUGGGUACCUCCGGUCCACGCAAGAUGGAGCGUUGGUACUGGGCGAGUUUGGCGGGCUGUUCACCCAAGACACCCACGUGAACAAAACCAACCAGCGCGUGACGCAAAACGUCAUCAAAAUGGUGGCUUCCCAGCCGGGGUAUGCUGGCGGGUACGUGUGGUCGUUGAACCCUGAGAGCGGCUACGAGUACAGCGCAUCUGGCACCAAGGGCGCAUCUGGCACCAAGGGGUACUUUAUGGAAGGUCUGCUGACUCUCGACUGGGUGCAUGUCAAUACCCCCCUGCUCAAAGCAUUGGAAGGCAUGAACAGUCUCAACAACCUCACGCCUUUUCCGUGCUUGAAAAUGUAG
Molecule: messenger RNA, 1479 nt
Organism: Aphanomyces astaci
Lineage: Eukaryota; Oomycota; Saprolegniomycetes; Saprolegniales; Verrucalvaceae
Exons: 5
Coding region: 1-1479 (492 amino acids)
Biological process (GO): carbohydrate metabolic process
Molecular function (GO): hydrolase activity, hydrolyzing O-glycosyl compounds
Source: RefSeq, a predicted model, not a curated record